Molecule: messenger RNA, 1206 nt
Organism: Echinops telfairi (small Madagascar hedgehog)
Lineage: Eukaryota; Metazoa; Chordata; Mammalia; Afrosoricida; Tenrecidae
Product: arylacetamide deacetylase-like 2
Exons: 5
Coding region: 1-1206 (401 amino acids)
Cellular component (GO): membrane
Molecular function (GO): carboxylic ester hydrolase activity
Source: RefSeq, a predicted model, not a curated record
AUGGGGUUCAAAGCUUUCUGCUUUGCGCUGUUUUGUAUCCUUUAUGCCUCUUAUCUUUAUAAACCCAUCCCAGGAAACAUCAAAGAAACCUGGAAAGUAAUGGCUUUGGAUGCCAGUGCUAAAACGUGUAUGCUUGUGGCCUCAUUUCUUGAAAAUAUAGGUAUUAUGAGAUUUGAAGACUUCAUUUCCAAGAUAAUCAUGAUGGAUUAUACCCAAUCAACUUCAGAUGAAUAUAUUACAGUAACUGAUACCACAUUUAAUGAUGUUCCAGUACGACUGUACUUACCAAAGAAGAAGUCAGAAACCCCGAAACGAGCUGUGAUUUAUAUUCACGGUGGUGCUUUUUGUCUUGGAAGCUUCAAACAGGCAUCUUACGACUUCCUGAAUAGAUGGACAGCAAACAGACUUGAUGCUGUUGUGGUGGCAUUGGACUAUAGACUAGCUCCUCAAUACCACUUUCCAGUUCAGUUUGAAGACGGCCUUGCUGCAGUCAAGCAUUUUCUUCAGGAUAAUAUUCUUAAAAAGUAUGGAGUGGAUCCCAACAGAAUCUGUAUUUCAGGAGAUAGUUCUGGAGGCACCUUAACUGCAGCAAUAACUCAAGAGAUGCAGAAUUAUCCUGAAAUGAAAAGUAAAAUCAAGAUGCAAGCUUUAGUUUACCCUGGAUUACAGAUAAUUGAUUCCCAUUUGCCAUCUCAUCUAGAAAACAAACACAGUAUAAUUCUAACCCGGGACAUCGCCAUAAAAUUUGUGAGUCUGUAUCUCACCAAGGAUGAGGAACUUCCUCGGGCAAUUGAAAGAAAUCAGCAUAUGCCUCUGGAAUCAAGGCAUCUGUUCAAGUUUACUAAUUGGAGUACCCUACUUCCCGAGAAGUUAAAAAAGAACCGAAUUUAUACUGCAUCAGUUCUUGGAGGAUAUAACAGUUCACUCCCAGGACUUAUGGACAUUAGAGCCCAACCUUUGUUGGCCAAUGAUUCACUGUUACGGACUUUGCCAUCAACUUAUAUUAUUACCUGUCAAUAUGAUAUCUUCAGAGAUGAUGGAUUUAUGUAUGCCACACGACUUCGAAAUCUUGGAGUUCAAGUUACUCAUCAUAACUUAGAGGAUGGAUUUCAUGGAGCUUUAUCAUACAUGACUUUUCCCUUUUAUUUACAGCUAGGUUUUAGGAUAAGGGAUAUGUAUAUUAAUUGGCUAGAUCAGAAUUUAUAA